GGCACGAGCAAGUUCUACACAUGCGGUAGCGAAACUCUCAUUCAAGCUGAGACGUGUUUGAAUUCGAAAAGACGGAUUUAUUCUACAUCGAAUCUGGCAGUCUUCAAUAGCUUUUUUUUAAAAUUCCAACGUAAGGCAGCUUUUUUGACAGGGAUAUAUUUCAUUAGUUUAUUUUUUCAUUAUCCCGCGCGCGCUAACGAUACGGUCUGUGCGCGCUUUAAUUAGCUUACUGGCUAGCAAGCACCAUUCUUCCCGGGACUGACAACUGCAACGUGUGGAUGUACCCCUGCUCAUCUGCAGUUACAGUUGCACAAUGGCUGUCAUUUCACUCUGCUUGAUAGCUCAGCGCCCAAAGAACAGCAACAGAUCUAGUAUAAUUACAGGAUAGCAAUAAGCCCACAUACCUCUGUUUACCUUAAUUGUUUUCUGGUCAGUCCCAGAUAAACCUUUUACAAGUUUGCACUGCUUAAUCUCAGAAAUCCUGUUAAGACAGGUGGACCUGAAGAGAAGUUAAUUAUUUAUUAUACCUUGUACCUCUUUAUUUUACUAGCUGCUGUCUAGAAAUAGCAUUAUAUAAAUAAAUAUUUUUGACAGGCAUUCAUUCCCUUUAAGAUUGUGAAGCAAUUCCUAAAUAGUCUACAAUCAUGGUUUCAACAACUGCAACUGCUAUAAUAGUGGCCACCACAGCAGGGCUGGUGGCCCAUACUGCUCUCAUAGAGUAUAUGUGGCUGCUGAUUGUUGGCUUCAUCAUCGCCUUCAUCUUAGCCUUUUCCGUGGGUGCCAAUGAUGUUGCCAACUCAUUUGGCACAGCUGUGGGCUCUGGAGUGGUCACCUUGCGACAGGCCUGCAUUCUGGCCACCGUGUUUGAGACUCUGGGCUCUGUGCUCCUUGGGGCCAAAGUGAGCGAAACCAUCCGUAAGGGUAUCAUCGACGUGGGCAUGUACAAUGGCUCUGAGCAUGUGUUAAUGGCUGGAUCUGUCAGUGCUAUGUUUGGUUCUGCUGUGUGGCAGCUGGCCGCCUCCUUCCUUAAGCUCCCCAUUUCUGGAACACACUGCAUUGUUGGUGCUACUAUCGGCUUCUCGCUAGUUGCCAAAGGCCAGCAGGGAGUUAGGUGGUUUGAACUCCUCCGUAUUGUUGCUUCCUGGUUCCUGAGUCCCCUUUUGUCUGGAAUAAUGUCAGGCAUUGUUUUUUACUUUGUGCGCAUGUUCAUCUUACACAAGAAAGACCCCGUGCCUAAUGGACUGAAGGCCCUGCCUGUCUUCUAUGCCGUGACCAUGGGAAUCAACCUGUUCUCCAUCAUGUUCACUGGAGCUCCGAUGCUGGGAUUUGACAAGGUCCCUUGGUGGGGCAUCCUGCUCAUCUCACUGGGCUGUUCUGUGCUGACUGCUAUUGUGGUCUGGUUUAUUGUCUGCCCUCGCCUCAAGAAGAAGAUUGAACGAGAUAUCAAGUCUUCCAGCCCCUCUGAGAGCCCCCUGAUGGAGAAGAGGGAGCUAAGAGAGGCCCACUGUCCAAUCCUGAAACAGACUGCAAAGGACACAUCUAUGCCUACCACCCCAGCUGUCAGUCAAAACCUCGCUGCUCAGCCCCAGGCUCCUGCUGAGGAGCGCAGGGUGGCGUUUGACAUCGGAGAUUCUGACGAUGUUGAAAAUAAUAAGGAACGCAAGGUGGCAUUUGAUAUUGGAGAUUCUGAUGACAGCGAGUACAGCAAUGCAAAUGGGGCCCCUAAACAGGUUCAAUCAAACAGUCAGGUCCAGGUCCACAACCAGCAGGCUCAGCACAGCAAUGGUUCCACAACAGCUUCCAAUCAGGUCCAGUUCAAUAAUCAGGUUCAGUUCAACAAUAGGCCAGCACAGAUGCCAAGCAACGGUUACAGCCAGUACCACACGGUCCACAAGGACUCCGGACUCUACAAGGACCUACUGCACAAGCUCCACCUGGCCAAGGUUGGUGACUGCAUGGGUGAGGGGGGCGACAGACCUAUCCGGCGCAACAACAGCUACACCUCCUACACCAUGGCCAUCAUUGGCAUGCAUGGAGACUUCAAGCAUAAAGAAGGUGAAUUCCGUGCUAGCGAGGAUGGCGACAAGGGCGCAGGGUCUGGCAGUCAGGAAAGGAAGCGUGUGCGUAUGGACAGUUAUACCAGCUACUGCAACGCUGUGGCAGAGCACACGACUCCUGAGGGGCUGGGAGAGGGAGAGGUGACACUAGAAAUGGGGAAAGAGGAUGCAGGUAGCAGCCAAAGCUCUUUGGAUGAAGAUGGGCUUGAGUCGGACAAACCAGAAGUCUCAACUCUCUUCCAGUUCCUCCAAAUUCUCACUGCCUGUUUUGGAUCCUUCGCUCAUGGUGGAAACGACGUCAGUAAUGCCAUUGGACCGUUGGUAGCACUGUGGCUGGUUUACACAACAAGCAGCGUGACUUCAAAUGAACCUACACCCAUUUGGCUCCUGUUGUAUGGUGGCGUGGGCAUCUGUGCUGGACUCUGGGUGUGGGGCCGCCGAGUGAUUCAGACCAUGGGCAGGGACCUUACGCCUAUCACCCCCUCAAGUGGUUUCAGCAUUGAACUGGCCUCAGCCCUGACUGUCGUGGUAGCCUCUAACAUUGGCUUGCCUGUUUCCACCACCCACUGCAAGGUGGGCUCUGUGGUUGCAGUAGGAUGGCUGCGUUCAAGGAAGGCAGUAGACUGGCGUCUGUUCAGAAACAUCUUCAUGGCGUGGUUUGUGACCGUGCCCAUCUCUGGUCUGAUCAGUGCUGCCAUAAUGGCCAUCUUCAUCUAUGGCAUCCUGUGAGCAUUCAGCUACACCCCAAGCAGGGGAGGAGAAAGAAAGCGCUCCAGUGCGCACCGGGAGAAAAAGGAGUAAAGUUGGAAGGCCAAAAUAUAUCGCUUACCUCAAGCCAACAACUUCAGAAGAAAAAGGAAAAAAAAUAGAAAUGUUGACAGGACUUGUGAUAUGGGCCUGUGGUUCUUGGCUGCAUCAUUUUCAACCUAGAAUUUGCUGUUCGUUCCAUCUGGGCCACAUCACUUCCAGUGGGAAGCUUGCAUUUCUUUGUUCUGACUUGCUUUUUCAUUUCACAUCAUUCUGUAAAGAUUUAAUCAAAAAUCAUUGACUGAUUUUUUUUUUUUUGUUCUAAUACUCAUUCUUACAUUUUUUUUUACUUUGAAAUUAUGUAUAUACAACCAUGCUAUUUUUAAUUUUGUUUUACACGUUAGAAAGAAAUGAACAAUUAAAAUGCAGUAUUAGCCUUUUGCAGAUGUAACUCCAGUCAUAACACAUGCUGAAAGUAAUGUAGAUGAAAAAGCAGUAUUUUUAGGUGAAAAAUGAGGUUAUUGGUGUGUAUGUGUGUUUUCCCCAAUUCCAAGUAUCUAUUAUUAAUGAAUUCACAUUUUAUAUCUGGCUUGGUUUUAUCCCCUAAUUUAGACAUUUUUUUUCCACUGUUAUAGAACAAAAUUGACUUUCAGCUAACUGUAAAUUUCUAGAGGCUGGUGAACACAUUUUCUACCAUACUGAGGAAUUAAUUCAGUCACGUUCACAGCACUGCAGUUUGUCUUUAUGACACACAAUCAUCUGAAUAAUUUACUGUGGUAGAAGCACUAAUUGUAAACACUGGAUGACCACCUGCAAAAUGAUAUGAGAAAUACUGUAUCAUUAGCAUAAAAAGUCAGCACACUUCUGGUAGGAAAUGACAACGCCCUAAUCGUUAAAGUUAAUGGAUAAUGUGUUAUCCAGUUCUUUAAUUAGAAUCUCCUGAGGCUCUACAUUCUUGAUCAGUGUAGAAUGAACUGCCUGAAAUAUCUUGGUUACUUGAAUUUGAGAAUUGUAACAGCAGAAUGUCAACUAAUGCAAAAACGCACUCUCAGACAAGACCUUAAGUCUCCUGUUCAAACUUGAUUGCGUCAUCAAUGGUUAAAUGCUUUAGUCCUGCUUCAGCCUUGUUUUUCUAGUUCACCUUGUGUCAGCCACUUCUCAGUUUGGUUUUUCUGGAAUGGCACCUGUCCUAGACAGCUGGGUUGCUCUAGUGUUCCUCUUUCUCCCUCAGCCUGAUAAGCUGAAUUAAAGGUUUUAAGUGAGGAGGAACAGGAACUUAAAAACUAGAAGUUAUCUAACUGGGUGGUUUGGUGUUGAGUUGAUCUGGUCUUUCUGUUUGAACAAGGGCGCACAUACGUGGCAUGCCACCAGUGUGUGGUCUUUUGGCUGCAGUACUAAAUGCAUUUCAGACCUAUAGAUGCUGUAGUUGCCUUAAUUGUUUUAUUUUCCCUUAGCUACCAAAGAAGAGUUGUUUUGUUCUUUUCUUUUUUUUUAAUGCACAUCAACAUACUAUGAUCCACAUAUGUGGAUGAAUAAAACAAAAACAAAUUAAAAAUAAAAAUGGGAAAUACU
Seriola dumerili (greater amberjack) is the source of this 4376-nucleotide messenger RNA. RefSeq names its product sodium-dependent phosphate transporter 1-B-like (gene slc20a1b). Gene Ontology annotation, cellular component: membrane. The record is from RefSeq and is a predicted model, not a curated record. Gene Ontology annotation, molecular function: phosphate transmembrane transporter activity. NCBI's taxonomy places the organism in Eukaryota, Metazoa, Chordata, Actinopteri, Carangiformes, Carangidae. The transcript is spliced from 11 exons. Bases 645 to 2786 code for a protein of 713 amino acids. Gene Ontology annotation, biological process: phosphate ion transmembrane transport.